Molecule: messenger RNA, 6871 nt
Organism: Pseudonaja textilis
Lineage: Eukaryota; Metazoa; Chordata; Lepidosauria; Squamata; Elapidae
Source: RefSeq, a predicted model, not a curated record
CAGGAGAAGCCGCGCCAUCCGCCGCCAUCCGCCGCCCCCAGGCGCCCCGCCCGCCCGACCCCCGGCUCCCCAGGCGCACCGGGCUCCCCGCAAGCACCACAGGCAGAUCAGGAGCGGUGCCGAGAAAUUUCCUUACUCGAUGACAUUUCAUCGCGAUGUCCGAUCGUUCGGGGCAAAUAACCAAGGGAAAGGAUGGGAAAACCAAGUAUACAACGCUCAGCCUGUUUGAUAAAUAUAAAGGAAAGUCAGUAGAAACAGUCAGAAGUACAGUUAUUCCUAGACAUGGCCUGCAGAGUCUUGGGAAAGUUGCUUCCGCACGGCGCAUGCCACCUCCUGCCAACCUGCCAAGUUUGAAAUCGGAGCACAAAGGAAACGACCCCAAUAUCAUCAUCGUGCCGAAGGACGGAACAGGAUGGGCAAACAAGCAGGACCCUCCAGAGCAAAAGAGUUCCAAUUGCACAGCCACACAGCCGCAGGAGUUGCUGCCGCAGCAGGAUUUACAGAAAUCUGUCUCCAAUUUACAGAAGCGGAGCCCGUCAACCAGCCAGGAGAAUACAAAUUCAGCACCCGGUGGUGUAAAAUCAUGGGCGCAGCUGAACGGAAAGCCAGCCAGACUAGAAGCUGGUUCAAGGGUCUCAAACCGACUGUUAUCCUUCUCUCCCGAGGAUUUUCCAACGUUGAAAGCAGCUGGAGAGCAGGACAGGUCUGGAAAAGAAAAGGGCACCUUAGAUCCGUCGUAUGGGCCCGGACCAAGCCUCCGCCCCCAGAAUGUGACAAGCUGGAGGGAAGGUGGUGGCAGAAGCAGCUCCUUGGCCACCUCUUUCUCCCCCUUCCCAACUGAGCUGGGUACCAAGAGCUCCAGCGCAGGAGAGGAAGCCCCGGUCUCAGCCAACGGGGCCGAUCCGAAGCAGCCCUCCCUUCGCCCUUGUCUGCCUCACCGCAAAGGAGCGUCCCAGUUUAUGGCAAACACCUACCAGCCACCCACCUACCACGACAUGCUUCCUGCCUUCAUGUGUUCCAAUCCGCCAGCCGAGACCCCAAGCUUGCCUGAACGAAGCUCCUUUCCUCUCCCUUCCUUCUGUCUGGAACCCCGCGUCCCCUUCCGACAACAUCCACCCAGUGACCAAGACGGAAAAGACAAGCGCCUUGGGGCCCCACGCCCAGUCCGUCCGGUCCGUCCGGCGGGAGAGCGAGUCCCCAGACCAACCAUUAUCAACGCAGAGAACCUGAAAGGUCUGGAUGAGCUGGACAAUGAUACGGAGGACGGCUGGGCAGGAAUCCACGACGAAGUGGAUUAUUCCGAAAAACUGAAGUUCAGUGAGGAUGAGGAAGAGGAAGAAACCCCCAAAGACGGAAGGCAGAAAUGGAACAACUGGGAUCCCCGAAGGCCGCCUUCGCUGAGCUCGGCCGAAAACACCGACGUCCGGUACCCCACAGAGGACCCCAAGACUUGGAACGACUCAGCCAGCCUCUCUCGGUCCAUCCGCAAAGUGUCGGAAAGUCUACCAGGCUCAAGAAAGCUGAACGGCUGGAGCCCUCUGCCAGAAUAUCAGAAACCCCCAUUGUCAUGUCUGCGGCAACAGUGUUCAGAAGAAAAAGAAGAGAAGCCGCCGCUGAGACAGAAGUUCAUCUACUCGGAAAUGUCGGAAGCCGUCGAGCGGGCCAGGCGGCGACGGGAAGAGGAAGAGCGAAGAGCGCGGGAAGAGCGCCUGGCUGCCUGCGCGGCAAAACUGAAGGAGCUGGAUCAGAAAUGCAAGCUCGCGCAGAAAGCGGGAGACGGUCCCAAACACGGCGAGAGUGAUGAACCCCCAUCCUCGACCUCGGAGAAAAACGCCGUCUCGGAGAACAGCCACGUAACUCGGAUAGCCGUCCCCGAGUCUCACACCCAGGACCCCUCUUCUGGUUACGUGGAUGAGGAGACCCCAACAGCUGCCUCCACAGCGCUCCGGAGUAGCAGCGAGGAGGAGCUGCGCGAAACCGUUUCCCCCAUGCAGGAAUUCGGCAAAUUCCCCAAGCUGCUUCCUCCGCGGUUCCAGAGAAAGCAAGACCACCUCUACAAAAUGCAAAACUGGCCACCCUCCCAAGUCUAUCCACCUUCUUCCCACCCUCAGCGGACUUUCUACCCGGCCCACCCACAGAUGUUGGGGUUCGACCCUCGAUGGUUAAUGAUGCCUUCUUAUAUGGACGCUCGAGUCACCCCGGGACGCUCACCUGUGGAUUUCUACCCUUCAUCCCUUCAUCAAUCAGGGAUGGUGAAGCCACCGGAUUCCAUGAACGGGGGCAGCUGCCCACCGGAGGAGCAGAGCUGCCAAUCUGUGGGGCUACAGGAGAGAAAAGAGGAAGUUACCUCCCUCUGGGAUCCGGAAAGUUUUGUCCCCCUGCCAAGCAAAAGCUGUCCUGUUUCCCAGCCAAAGCAAGCAGAGAGCGGGACAGAGGAAGGAUUACACACCAGGGUGGAGAAUUCUUACUCUGCACCCUCGGGGCUAAACACUCAACAUGACUUCUUUGAAGAAGUUGGAGAAGACUACUUAAGCUCCUUUGAGAAGAAACCCCAGGGAAAUUUCGACCGAUGCGUCAGUCCUGCCCAAAGGACGCCCCAAGAACGCAUCUUUCAGCCCCCCGAGUGCAGCUCUGACCUUUCCGAUCCUUGCGAUAGGAGCCUGUUGAAUUCUCCUUUGGAGUCCGGUUCCAUUCCGGAUGAAAAGAAGUCCGAAUACAAUGGUUGGGAGAUCAGCCAUUUUUCCAAACCCUUGGAAGAGUCGCCUUCGGGGAAAGAAGAGCUGUUCCAGGAGGACUCCUUGUUUGGUUCGGAGAUGUGGAAGAAGGAUGGAUCUGCCAGCAAGCAAGCCAACCCUGGAACUGGGUGGACGACUCCCGAGAACCGAAACACCAACGGUCAAACACUACAGCAAGAGCAAACGGGCAGAACCCGUCGAUCCGGUCCGAUAAAAAAGCCGGUCCUAAAGGCUCUUAAAGUGGAGGAGAAGGAAAAAGAACUGGAGAAGGUGAAGGUGGAGGGCGAAGAGACGUCCCAUCCCGUUAAAGAAAAGGGCCCCACGCCAAAGGCAUCAGAGGAGAUGAAUCCUGGAGCCGUUGUCCACUCCACUCGCUACCGCUUGUUGGACGAGAGACCCUCCCCACAAACCCCUGUCCAGGACAACGAGAGACAUCAUGAAGACAACGAGGAGGACAGCAAAGAAAAGGAGAAGAUAGCCAAGGACUCGGAGGGCAAGAAUCAGUCAAGGGAGUUUGCCGAGCUGCCUCCAACCAAACGAAACAACUGGAUCUUCAUCGAUGAGGAACAGGCCUUUGGCGGACGGGGGCAAGGACGGGGCCGUGGACGCGGCUUCCGAGAAUUCACCUUCCGAGGCCGUAGCAACACGGUGGGAUGCGGAGGCGUGGCUGCCGCUGGUAGCGGCGGCGGGGCGAAUCUCCGAGGCGGUUACAAUAGCAGCAACGGCGGGGGUCCCCCGAGAAGUAGCCGAGGACGAACCUUGAGAGAGUUCAAUCAGGGGGAGGAGUUCCCGCGGGGAAAGCCCAGGCGCCGGAUUGCGAGCGAGACCCACAGCGAAGGCUCCGAGUAUGAGGAACUGCCCAAGCGCCGGCGUCAAAGGGCCUCCGAGAAUAAUAACGAGGGUUCCCUGGCCGAGAAAGAAGAGGGCGAUCUCAAGAAAGGGGAUUUCCAGGACUCCUGGAGAUCCAAUAAGAUCUAUUCCGAUGAUCAGGACGCCAAGUUGAGGACCCCGCGAGCUUUUGGGCGAUCGUUACCCCCAAGAUUGAGCAAUUCCACUUACGGGCGCCGAGGAUUCAUUUCCAAGGAGUUUCCCCAGUGGCAGAGCCGAAAUGGUGGAAAUACUUGGCAAGAAUAUGGGCACAACGCCCCUCUGGAUGCCUUUGGCAUCAGGCGUCUACCAGAGAGGGAUUACAGCCAAGAGUCUUACAAGGCUUCGGACUCGUUUAGCCGACGGGUGUUUGAAGAGGACUACGGAGGGGAUCCUGAAAACGUGGAGAACCGGCCGUUCCGUCGACGGCGCCCCCCUCGUCAGGACAAACCUCCCCGGUUCAGGCGCUUGAGGCAGGAACGUGAGUCCGUGGGUCAGUGGACGCCCGAAGAUGGUGGGGCCAACCUUAUCGCUUGCCAGUGGCCCAGGAGAGCCAAACUGGUCACGACCGAUUAUAACGGUUCCUCGAACAGAAGAUCUCCGGAACUCUCCUAUCAGAAUACCUCAGAUCACGCCAACGAAGAGUGGGAGACGGCCUCGGAAAGCAGCGACUUCAGCGAGAGGCGGGAAAGGAGGGGAGGCGGGAACUCGGAGAACGAGGCACCGUUGGAUGGCGGGGUGCCCGGAAGCACCUUGGGGGAGAAGAGAGACCUGGCCAAGAGGAGCUUCUCCAGCCAGAGGCCUGUGGUAGAUCGGCAAAGCCGGAAAUCUGAUCCCGUAGGAUUUGGGGAGAAAGCCAUACGAGCCGGUGGGAACCGACCGGCGUCCUACUACGAAAACCAGCAGAACGUGCUGCAAAUGAGGAGCAAAAGAUCUCCGGAAGAAAACGGCGUUCUUGACAACGGCAGUCCUGGACGGAACCGUUCCGCUUACGGGUCUCACUCCAACCUGAAUGGUGCCGAAAACCUGGAGAAAAGGCCAGAGAAGGAGCUGAAGUCGGCGGGCAGCGAGGCGACAGAGACCAUCAGUCCGUUUGAGCUGAGCUACAGAAGUGGCGUGAUGGAGAGCCGUGGCCCGGGUCCCGCGACAGAGACGGACGUGGGGCCGAUGAACAGCGAAGGAUUCAUUGAAGUCCUGACCAAGAAACAGCGGCGGCUGCUGGAAGAGGAACGCAGGAAGAAAGAACAAGCUGCCCAGGCUCCGGCUAAGGGCCGCGUCCUUCAGUCGCGCAUCCCACCCCGCUUUGCCAAAAAGCAGAACAGCCUGUGCCUCGAACAAGGGGACGUCUCGGUGCCUCGAAACACCUUGGGGACAGAAAUUUGGGAGACCAACAGCGCAGCUCUGUCCGUUCAGUCAUCUGGUCCUGAUUCCUGGAACAAGCCCAUUGGCACUUUUAUUGGAAACGAGACCGGCUCUGCGGAGGGGUUCAGAGGCAGCCAGGGAGACAGCGGCAUCGACCUGAGCGCCGAGUCGCGGGAGUCUUCGGCCACUUCUUCCCAGCGCAGUUCUCCGUAUGGCACCCUCAAACCCGAGGAGCUGAGCGGAGGCGGGCUGGCCGAGGCCAAGGGAGACGGGCCGAAAGAGCCAGCUCCGAAGCCGUUGGAUAAGAAGCCUCUCUGUUUUCUUGCCCAGGACUCGGAGCAAGCCCUGACCCCAAACAAGGACCACAAACCGGGGCCCAUCGGCAACGAGCGCUCCUUGAAAAACCGGAAAGGCUCGGAAGGGUCUGAACGGCUGGAGGGCAACAUCGCCCCCACCAACGGGGUGGAGAUUCACGUGGAUUCGGUCCUCCCCGUCCCGCCCAUUGAAUUCGGAGUGAACCCUAAAGAUUCGGACUUCAAUCUCCCCCCUGGCUCGUCUCCUGGCACCCCGGCCAACCCAGUUGCGAAGUUACAGAACGUGCUAGCCAGCAAUAAUUCUGCAAACCCAGCAAGGUUUAAUUGUAUCCCAUCUAUGUUUCAACAGUCUGGAUUAACCCAAUCCCUCCCUGUUAUUCGAAGAGACCAUCAACUUCCCCGUUGCAUCAGCUUAAACAUAUCUUAUCCUACGGCAGAUCUCACUCUUAAAAUGGAGUCAGCCCGAAAGGCGUGGGAAAACUCUCCCAGCCUUCCCGAACAGAACUCCCCCGGAGGCGUUGGCUCUGGCAUUCAGCCCACAUCCAGCAUUGGGGUUUCCAGUGGGGUCAGCUACAGCUCCUUUGGGGGUGUUUCUGUCCCCCCGAUGCCCGUGGCCUCUGUGGCGCCUUCUUCGAUUCCAGGGAACCACAUGACGCCCCUUUAUUUAGAUGGGCACGUGUUUGCCAGCCAGCCGCGACUUGUUCCCCCGACAAUACCUCAGCAACAAAGCUACCAACAGGCAGCUGCCGCUCAGCAGAUUCCACUCUCCCUCCACACAUCAUUGCAAGCCCAGGCUCAGCUCGGAUUGAGGGGCGGCCUUCCAGUGUCCCAGUCCCAGGAGAUCUAUAGCUCCAUCCCUCCCUUCAGGUCUCAGGUCUACAUGCACCCCAGCUUAUCCCAGCCCAGCACGAUGGUCCUGACCGGAGGCACAGCGUUGAAGGCGCCCUACUCCGCCUUCCCAGGGAUGCAGCCAUUGGAGAUGGUGAAAACGCAGUCAGGCACCCCCUACCAGCCCGUAAACGGCAGCCAAGCUCUGGUUUACGAGGGUCAGAUCAACCAGGCUUCCCAAAUGAUGGACUCGCAGCUUCAGCAGCUAACGAUGUCAAUUCCGGGAUCCCAGCUACCGAUGGCCCGCUACGGAUCUGGCCAGCAGCCUCUCUUAUUAUCCCAGUCCAUGCACCUGUCCCAAGCUCAGAACCUCCCCGUUGGGGCCCCUCGCCGGAUCCUCUCCCCCAACUCCCAGGCGUCUGCUCUGGUUGCAAACAGAGAGUCUUCUCACAUGGAAAUCAAAGGAUUCUCCUUUGCAGACACUAAACAGAACAUCAUUUCUGGUGGACCCAUUCCGUCUUCUCACACUUACAGGCCCAGUUCUGCUAGCCCCAGCGGAAAGUCCUCCGGAUCGGCCGUCGGCAUGAGCUCUGCCCAAAGGCAUUACAUUCAACAGGCAAAACAGCGAGUGGAUGAGAACAAAGGCCUGGGAGCCGGGAAACUGCAGGAGGCUCCUUCCGCUGGUCCGAUGAAGGCAGUCCGCACAGGCGCCAUCAAGCCUCAAGCUGUCAAAGUGGAAGAGAGCAAGGCCUGAGGCUCUGGGGG